Messenger RNA from Aureococcus anophagefferens, 630 nucleotides. RefSeq lists its product as hypothetical. Gene Ontology annotation, molecular function: protein binding. The record is from RefSeq and is a predicted model, not a curated record. Lineage: Eukaryota; Pelagophyceae; Pelagomonadales; Pelagomonadaceae. The coding region runs from base 1 to 630 and encodes 209 amino acids. The transcript has 2 exons.
AUGGGUCUCAAGAAAUCGACGAAGAAAGCCGCUAAGCUUUACCGUCGCGCUGUGGAGCUUGGAAACGUGCAGUCGAUGACGAAUCUCGGAGCCCUAUACGCGCAAGGCGAGGGCGUUAAGCUGGACCGUCGGAAGGCGACGCAGCUCUAUCGCAUGGCUUCGGACGGGGGCUCUGCCAUGGCGGCGCAGAACUUAGGAGCAUUGAUCGCGGACGGGCCACGGGACGCGCGAGAUCACGUCGAGGCGUUCAAGUAUUUCAAGCUCGCAGCGGACCGCGGCCUGCACAUGAGCUUCAACUCGAUGGGCGUCUGCUACGAAUGCGGUGAGGGUGUCGAGCGUGAUCUGGAUGAGGCCAGGCGCUGGUACACUCGCGCGACCAACACGCAUGGUCUUGCGAUGGCGCAGCAGAACCUUGGAGCGCUGUUGGCCAUGCAGGCGAUGCACGUCGAGGCUGUGCAAUAUUUUACGCGGGCGGCGGAGCAAGGACAUAUUUGCAGCUUCUUCUCGCUUGGUAUCUGCCAUGAGCUUGGCCAGGGCGUUCCGCGAGAUCCAGCGUCCUGUGGCCGUGACGAUUUUCGAGAGAUUUUGACCGUGAAAACGAAGGGAAAUCGUCACCGACACAUCUGGUAG